Messenger RNA from Penicillium daleae, 1293 nucleotides. RefSeq names its product putative nucleoporin. NCBI's taxonomy places the organism in Eukaryota, Fungi, Ascomycota, Eurotiomycetes, Eurotiales, Aspergillaceae. The record is from RefSeq and is a predicted model, not a curated record. Bases 1 to 1293 code for a protein of 430 amino acids. Gene Ontology annotation, biological process: nuclear pore organization; NLS-bearing protein import into nucleus; protein localization to nuclear inner membrane. Gene Ontology annotation, molecular function: structural constituent of nuclear pore. The transcript is spliced from 3 exons. Gene Ontology annotation, cellular component: nuclear pore; nuclear pore central transport channel.
AUGUCUCUCUUCGGCAGCACACCCACUGCUAGCACUUUUGGCAACACUGCCAAUAAGCCCAGCACUUUUGGUGGCCUUGGCUCCAGUACAACCACGGGAACUGGCCAAGGAUUGUUCGGCAGUGCGACUCAGACUCAACCACAAGCCACGACGACAUCCAACCUGUUCGGCACGCCGGCAACCCAGACAGCCAGCAUGUUCGGCACGAGUACCGCGCAGAAACCGGCUGCCACUACCUUCGGUACGGCGCAACAGCAACAGCCCAGUAUGUUUUCUACAACAACCGCACAGAAGCCUGCAACGAGUAUGUUUGGAGCCACUGCGCCGCAGCAGCAAACGCAACAACCCGCAGGUGGAUCUCUUUUUGGGUCUGCUUUCGGUGCCACUACCCAGCAGGCCCCGCAGCAACAACAGCAGCAGCAGCAGCAACCCCAGCAGUCUCAGUUUGGACAAACGACUAUGGUUCAGCCACAAGGUCAGCCGCAGGAACAAUCCUUGUCAUCAAGCCUGUGGUCUCCCGGCCGUGCCAUCACUGGAGUACACCGAACCGUCCCCAUGCAGAUUGCCAUUGUCAGGGACAAAUGGGAUGCGCAAAUUCGAUCUUCUCCGUUCCGCGCCUAUCUCUACAACCACGUUGGUGAAGAUAAUGCCCCAUUCUUCCAGCCCGGCUUCGAAGACGACGAGACGAAAUGGGAGGAGGCUCUGCGGAAGCGCCCCGGGUCGGGUUAUGUGCCCGUACUCGUCAAGGGCUUCAUGGACCUCGGCAAGCGUGCUCAGCGCCAGAAGGACUUCCUUGCCAUUCUGCAGACACGCCUUCAUGAGAUCAACAACUGCUUGACUGAUCUACUGUCACGACAUGAUCUGAAGAUCUCAGUCCAGGUUGCAGAUGCCCGCCGAAAGCACAUCGUUCUGAGCAAGCGCUGUCUAGCCCUGGCGGCUAAGACGCAAAUGCUGCGAAACCGCGGUUACGCUAUGGAUGAUGCUGAGGAGGAGCUGAAGAAGAAAUUGACUCAGCUGGAGCGCUCUGUCUUUGACCCGUCCCUGAAUGGUCGCGGCGAGGAGAUUUGGGCUCGUAUGCUAGCCAUUCACGAACACUCGAAGCGUCUACAAGUUGAGAUGGACCGUGCGGGAGCGAACGUCACAGCAAAUGGAGAGGACGAGAUUGAUGAGCAGACCAUGAAGACAGCAAAGAAGAUUCUUGAUGACUAUCAUGCUCAGAUCCAGCACUUGCAAAAGGAAAUGGAGGUGGUAAAGAAGGAUUUCGAAGAGGCGCAGAAGCUGGGUGGGAAGUAG